Messenger RNA from Nerophis lumbriciformis (worm pipefish), 2385 nucleotides. The record is from RefSeq and is a predicted model, not a curated record. Lineage: Eukaryota; Metazoa; Chordata; Actinopteri; Syngnathiformes; Syngnathidae.
AUGGGGUCCGAGUCUGUGAAAGUAGUGGUCCGGUGCAGGCCCUUGAACGACAAAGAGAGAAUCUUAGGUUCCAAGAUGGUGCUAAGCAUGGACCUGCAGCUCUGUCAGUGUUUCAUCAAGAAGCCCAAGUCGGGCGACGAGCCGCCCAAGCAAUUCACCUUCGAUGGGACUUACUUCACUGAACAAACCACAGAGCAGAUGUACAACGAGAGUGCCUAUCCUUUGGUUGAGGGGGUCACAGAGGGAUACAACGGAACAAUAUUUGCCUACGGGCAAACAGGUAGCGGCAAGUCCUUCACUAUGCAGGGGGUGUCGGAGCCCCCGACCCAGAGGGGUGUCAUCCCACGAGCCUUUGAGCACAUCUUUGAGAGCAUUCAGUGUGCAGAAAAUACCAAGUUCCUGGUGAGGGUGUCCUACCUGGAGAUUUACAACGAGGAAAUACGAGACCUCUUGGGCAACAACACCAAGCAGAGAUUAGAGCUGAAAGAGCACCCAGAGCGCGGGGUGUAUGCUCGGGACCUGUCGAUGCACACAGUACACAGUGUAUCCGAGUGCGAGACGGUGAUAGAGCGUGGCUGGCGGAACCGCGCCGUGGCGUACACGUUGAUGAACAAGGACUCGUCUCGCUCGCACUCCAUCUUCAGCAUCCAUUUGGAAAUGUGCCACACGGACGCAGCAGGCCAGGAUCAUCUCCGAGCAGGGAAGCUCAACUUGGUGGAUCUGGCGGGAAGCGAGCGCCAGUCCAAAACAGGCGCCACGGGUGAACGUCUACGCGAGGCCACCAAGAUCAACCUUUCUCUUUCGGCCCUCGGCAACGUCAUCUCAGCUCUGGUGGACGGCCGUUCCAAAUACAUACCCUACCGGGACUCCAAGCUGACCCGGCUACUGCAGGACUCCUUGGGCGGCAACACUCGCACCCUGAUGGUGGCCUGCCUCUCGCCGGCCGACAGCAACUACGAGGAGACUCUGAGCACGCUGCGCUACGCCAACCGCGCCAAAAGCAUCCAAAAUCGGCCACGCAUCAACGAGGACCCCAAAGAUGCGCUUCUGCGAGAGUACCAGGAGGAGAUCAAGAAGCUGCGGGCCCUCAUUUCGGGCCAGCUGGCCUCUGCUGCUCCUCUUCAGUAUGUCACGCCCGAACACCAACAAGAGCUUUCCGGCUCCACUGACAGUGAGAAGGAGAAGAUUAAAAAGGACUACGAGGAGAGGCUGUCCAGGCUGCAGGCCGACUUCAGCGCUGAGCAGGAGUCAAAAGCCAAGCUGCAGGAGGACAUCGCAGCCUUGCGGUCAUCUUACCAGGCCAAAUUGUCUGGUUUGGAGAAGGUCAAAUCCAGCAGGGGGAGCUCCACACCAAAGAAUGUGAGCUCCAGCAGUUUGCCAAAAGAGGACGACGCCAACACCUCCCCGACCAGUAAAAAUGAGUUGAGCCACUCCACGACGUCACGUGAUGCUCCUGAAAUCCUAACAAGUCCAGACGAUGUCCCAGGAGAGUCGCGUGAAGUCAGCACAGAAGGCGAAAUAGAGCAGAAAGAAGCCCUGAAGAGGCUGCAGAAGUUGGAGCGGGAGGUGGUCGGCGGCGAACAAGCUUGCAACAAAGAAUUCAAGCAGAGACAACGGCAGAGGAGAAAUGUGGCCGAUCAGAGGAAAGCUCAGCUGGUCAAAGCUUUGUCGGACAACAGCGAUGAAAGCGAUAACGUGUUGUUCAGUGUCUACGACUCCAUUCAGGAGGAGGUCCAUGUCAAAGGCCAGAUGCUGCUUAAAGUUCAGGGGAAGCUAAAAGCAGCCAAACUGGAGAUCCGUGACCUGCAAACUGAGUUCGAGGAGGAGAGAAACGAUUAUCUGGCAACCAUCCGCCGCCUGGAGCGUGAGGGCCAGCUGCUGCAUGGCCUCUUGGAGCGCAUGGCACCGCUGGUUCGUCGUGACUGUAACUACAGCAGCCUGGAGCGCCUGAAAAAAGAGGCGGCGUGGGACGAUGAGAGCGCCACUUGGAGGAUUCCCGACGUGACGGUCCAGAGAACCACGCUACCCUCAGCUGUGACUUCGAAGCACUCCCCGCCCAGAGGCCCGAUUGCCGAUUCCGAAGAUUCCCAAAAACGUGUUCCUUAUCAGGUCGAGGAAGACAGAUACAAGGAGCUGUUGGACCGCAGCGACAGUGAGAACAUCGCAAACGCUUACUUCAAAUCCAAGCGGGCCAGCCAGCUACUUGGGGGUGAAACAGCUACGGGACAUGCCACCUAUUCACCAACCAUCUUAAACGGUUCGCCCCAUCUCAGCGGAAGCGUGAGUUUGGACGCCGUCCUGCCACGCCCCUUCCGCUUAGAAUCUUUGAACGUCCCGGUGUCCGGUGGGAAGGCAAAGAGGAAAAAAAACAAAUCUCAUCUAUAA